Molecule: messenger RNA, 4119 nt
Organism: Glarea lozoyensis ATCC 20868
Lineage: Eukaryota; Fungi; Ascomycota; Leotiomycetes; Helotiales; Helotiaceae
Product: S-adenosyl-L-methionine-dependent methyltransferase
Exons: 2
Coding region: 1-4119 (1372 amino acids)
Cellular component (GO): nucleus
Molecular function (GO): chromatin binding; methyltransferase activity
Source: RefSeq, a predicted model, not a curated record
AUGAAUUCCAUGUUUUCAGCUGGCAAAGAAUUCUCGACAUCCGCCAACACCUUAAUUCCAGAAUCUAAAAUUAUUUCGCUGAACACUGAAGAGCAACAACAAAACCUCUUGAAGAAGCCUGGAAUUCGCAAUGGCUCUGGAACUCUUGAUACCGAUAAUCUCGAUCCCAAUUUCGAUGGUCACGUGUCAGAAGACGACUCAGACAGCCGGAAUGACAAAGGUUCGACAGAAGAGAGUCGCAUCGACUCUCAGCAUAGUUCUGUAACAUCGAUAGAGACACAUUACCACUAUUCAAAGAUGAAACCGGCGAGCUCAGCGAAUAGUCAAAGUGAAUAUUCACUCAACAUAGCACCAGGACUAUCAAGUUUCAUUCAUCCGAAAUCGAGUUAUACUGGAUUUGAGCCUCCUUUUCCAAUAUCUUCUGAGCAAGAUGCUGUGAAAGACUUGAAGGCUGAAUUUAAACGGCAAGAACUGAACUCCAAGAAAGAAACUGAUUUUCCACCCCACGGAAAGCAUACCGAAGAUAUCGAAUUUGACUUGUCAAGUUUCUCGAUCUACGUGUCUAAUAAUGUUAACAAAUACCAACCGUUGAAGCUUGAGGGGUUGCAACACCACUACGCGAGAAGGGGGAAGGCAAACUUCUUGUUUGACGGUAUCUUGAGUGUAGGCAAUGUACGUAGGUAUGUUCAAGGCGUACCCUUCAUGGAGGUGCCGGUGGGAAACUACGGAAAAGAAGAGCACUCUGUCAUCAGUAUAUGGAUCAGGUCUACACACAACAGAAAUUCUCCAUGCUACUAUCGACUUAAGGAACCGGCGCCAGAGUACGAGCGCUACCACCUCGGGUUUACCUGGAUAGCAAACCUGGCUAAACAUUUUGUUGAUUUCUGCCAUUCUUGUGGGCCAAUGGCAGUCACUACAUCUAAGUUUCGGCAAGAGUUUGCUCAAUGGAUAUGGGGCCAACACAAGGUUUCCAGCGAGUUUCAGGAGUGGUUCAACGGAUAUGGUAGUCGCAACUUUUUGCCGGCAGUCGCUGCCAACAUCGUCUUCUUGAAUAAAGAAUGUUACGGUAUGGAUGAUGAGCUCCGGUCUCAGCCUAUCUUCUCAGAGCUUCUGACUAUGGAUGCAGUACCCAAGCAGAAAAUCGAAGAAGUCAAGACCAUCGUUACGCCAUACAUUUACAAUCUUUUCAGUCAUCUCAGGUUUGGGUCUUUUCUCAAGCCUGUUGAGCCGAUAACUGUCUCUGAAAUUCCUUUUCCUACUGUGUCUAGGGUUUCGAAUACCGCCCGCUCCGAUACCGCCCAAUCAUUGUUCCGUGGCGAACAUGCGAGAGGCAUUCGUGUCGGCGAUGUAAUAUCUCUCCUCACGGAUGAUGCUGCGGUGGGUUCUGUCUGGAAAGCGGAACCUAGUCGACAUCGUGACAUCGAACAUUGCUGGUAUGCUUACAUUUUAGCAGUGUAUACGGAAGAAAGUGAGGAACCUGAGUUCGAAGUGUUAUGGUUGUACCAAUCAUCAGACACCUCGUGUGUUAAGAUGAAGUAUCCAUAUCCUAACGAGCUGUUUAUGUCGAAUCACUGUAAUUGUGGAAAGAAGCGUGAACGAAUUCGACAUAGUGAAGUUCUUAGUAUCGAGGAUGUUCUUUGGCACUCCGCGCCUCCUAAAGAUGACAAGCAGCUAUUCGUUCGCCAGACCUGGAUGGAUCAAGAGCGAUUCGUGACGCUUCAGGAACACCACAAGGGAUGCUUACAUCAUCCUCACUCACUAUCUCCCAGAAGUUGUUCAAUAUUGAAGGACUUCCCUAUCGGGCAGACUGUCUUAGUCGUUGCACCAAAAACGACAAUGCUUGACCCUUUCGAGGUCGUGAAAUACACGAAUUCGGAAGAUGGUCGAAGUAAAGUUGUUUUGCGACGGCUACUACGCCGUCAACAGUUUGAUUUGUCAGGACGCCCAAAUGAGCUUAUCUACACAGAAAAAACGGAGACUGUCCCAACUUCUAGACUACAGCUUAAAUGUUUAGUUCGAUACUACUCUGAGGACGAUGUUGUAUUGAAGCGUAUCCCGGCGCCCUAUUGUCGAGACGGAAGCGGCAACGCUUUUUACAUAUGUACAAGACUAGUAGAAGUUGAGGGACAGAACACCUUGGUACCGAUCCUAGAGCAUCUCCCUCCUUCGCUACUUCAAGGAUUUAAUCCUCUAGGCGAAUCAAAUUCCAAGCAACUCCGGGGGUUAGAUAUUUAUUGCGGAGGUGGAAAUUUUGGAAGAGGGCUAGAAGAAGGUGGCGCGGUGUGUAAUGAAUGGGCCGUUGACAUAUACGACGCUGCUAUACACACAUAUCGUGCGAAUCGCAAGAGAUCCGACUCUAACGGCACUAAAAUGUUUUACGGUUCCGUGAAUGACCUAUUGGUUCAGGCAAUGGCAGGUAACCCGAAAGGAUGUGAUUUGAUACCUACACCAAGCGAAGUAGAUUUCAUUUCUGCUGGUAGCCCUUGCCAAGGAUUCAGCAACUUAAACUCUAACAAAGAUAAUGCGAAGGGGCUUGCGAAUCAGUCACUGCUCGCAUCGGUUGCGGCAUAUGUAGACUUUUAUCGUCCCAAAUAUGGCAUUCUAGAAAACGUGCUUAAUAUGUCGCAAAAGGGUAAAGGCCGAGAUGAUGAUCCGCUAUCGCAAUUGAUCUGCGCUAUUGUCGGCAUGGGCUAUCAACUCCAGGUUUUUGUCUUAGAUGCGUGGAGCUGCGGAAGUCCACAGUCGCGAAGUCGUAUCUUUGUGUCAUUUGCCGCUCCUGGGCUUGAACCCAUACGACAUCCAGAAUUAUCACACUCUCAUCCACCAGGGCAAAAAAACUUUGCGCUCGGUUUGCUUUCAAAUGGGAAAGCUUUUGGCGAGCGUAGGAUGGGCCUCACGCCGUUCCGAUAUGUAAAUAUUGGAGAUGCAACAUCACAUCUUCCUGCUAUUGAUGACGCUUCGACACUACAGUGUACCAAAUAUCCAUAUCACGUCGUUGCCGGUAGCGUCACUUCGAUAAGCAAACAGCAAAUAUCCUCUAUUCCAACAUAUCCUCGGGGGAUGAAUUUCGCUCAAACAUGGCGUGAUGGCAAGGGGGUAAUGACUAGGCAAGAAAGACUGCUAUUUCCUUCCGAAAAUGGUGAAAAGAGACAAAAUGUUUUGCCCAAAUCCAGGGCAUGGGGUCGUAUCAAUCCGAAAGACUUGAUGCCGACUGUCAUAGUUUCCACUAGAGCUGAAGAUUCGCGGAUGGGCCGCUGUCUACAUUGGAAUCAGCACAGGACCAUGACUGUUGCUGAAGCUCAGAUUGCCCAAGGAUUCCCAGAAGACGAAGUGCUUGUCGGAACUCCAACGGACUGGUGGAAGCUGUUAGGAAAUAGUGUCUGCCGUACGGUGUCACUAGCUCUCGGUCUUUCACUUCGCGAAGCUUGGCUAACAAAUCUAUCCCAUGAGUUUGAUGACCAUUCAGAAAAUUUACUGCCAUUGCGUGUACAAAACUGCGUUCGAAAGUCGAUCAAAACCGGCGAUGCAUUGAACGAAAGUGCUGCCCAAGCCGUAGGCCGCUCUCCAGAUAGCCUCAAGCUUACUCAAACGCUGGCCCCACCGAUACUUCCAGGAAGACCUCCGCAAAAGACUAAGUUCCCGAGAAUGAGUUUCCGGCAUCAACUUGGGACCGAUCCACAAACAAGGGAUCAUCCAACCAAGGCAAUAGUCGAAGAUGCCAGGGCAUAUGCACUUAUUCCUGGUAGCGACGACGAGUAUGGAUUGACUAGCUUGCAUCCAUUGUCUACGUUACGCUCACCUUCGCAAAAUCUUGUAGACCGAUCGGUUCUGAGUCGUACCAAUGGGAUGUCUGGGAAACCUAUUCAGGUAGCUAAGUCGGAAUUGAACCCAGUCAAAAAGCGUAAGACAACCGUAGAAGUUGUCGUUGAUCUCUCCUCUUCAGAUGAUGGGGGUAAACCAAAAAAGAAACGUGGCCUAGGGGAACAAAGACUGCAAACAAAAGAGCCGACCUUCACGAGCACAUAUAUCCCCGUGAAUAACAGUAGUUUCUCGGUAUAUGAGAACACAAGUCGGUUUUUGAAUGGUGUAAGAGCGACGCAGGGGUACCGAGAGAGAUAG